AUGACUCAGGCGCUGGAGGCGGGUCAUCAGCGGCUGAGGGACAGUGGCCGCCCAGGCCUGCAUUUUCACGGCUCAGAGCUGCAUCCUGAGCUGGUGACCACCGUGCCGUCUCUGGCGCCGGCGGGCCGGGCCGGGCUCUCAGGGAGGCUCAGAGAAACUCCAGCGGCCGCCGGGGAGGGAUUGGGUGGCAUGGAGUCAGGGGAACUGGCGCCAGCUGCUCUGGGUUCCUGCAUUCCGCCGGGCCUGACCAUAGCCCAGACGUGUUCGUUCCUGCCCCAGCGGAUGCUUGCUGAGUGCGUGAGUGCUUGGCGCUGCCUGGGCCCUCCUGCCUGGAUGCAGGACUCCUCUUCAGGCUGUCCUCCAGGGCUCACGGCCCUGAUGGCCUUUGGAAUGCAGCUGCCGGCUGCUUUUCCCUCAACAGGCGAUGGCUUUCCCCGAGAAAACAGUCCCUUCAUUGGUGGCAUGGAGGUGGAGAGGGAGAGCUUCUUUGAAGGAAAGAACAUGGCGCUGUUUGAGGAGGAGAUGGACAGCAACCCCAUGGUGUCCUCGCUGCUCAACAAGCUGGCCAACUACACCAACCUGAGCCAGGGCGUGGUGGAACAUGAGGAGGACGAGGAGAGCCGAAGGCGCGAGGUCAAGACCCCGCGCAUGGGCACCUUCAUCGGUGUGUACCUGCCCUGCCUGCAGAAUAUCCUGGGUGUCAUCCUGUUCCUGCGCCUGACAUGGAUCGUGGGGGCGGCUGGCGUCCUGGAGUCCCUCCUCAUCGUGUCCAUGUGCUGCACCUGUACCAUGCUGACGGCCAUCUCCAUGAGUGCCAUCGCGACCAACGGUGUGGUCCCAGCCGGUGGCUCCUACUACAUGAUUUCGCGGUCCCUGGGGCCCGAGUUUGGCGGUGCUGUCGGCCUCUGCUUCUACCUGGGCACGACGUUCGCGGGGGCCAUGUACAUCCUGGGGACCAUUGAGAUCUUCCUGACCUACAUCUCGCCCAGCGCAGCCAUCUUCCAGGCGGACACGACCGGCGAGGCGGUGGCCCUGCUGCAUAACAUGCGCGUAUAUGGCACGGGCACGCUGCUGCUCAUGGCCCUGGUGGUCUUCGUGGGCGUCAAGUACGUCAACAAGUUGGCCCUGGUCUUCCUGGCCUGUGUCGUGCUGUCCAUCCUGGCCAUCUAUGCCGGUGUCAUCAAGUCUGCCUUUGACCCCCCUGACAUCCCGGUCUGUCUCCUCGGGAACCGCACGCUGUCCCGGCGCGGCUUUGACACCUGCACCAAGGUGCUGGAUGCCCACAACGGCUCGGCCGCCACAGCGCUCUGGGGCCUCUUCUGCAACAGCUCUCAGCCUGGCGCCGCCUGUGAUGAGUACUUCACCCAGAACAACCUCACCGAGAUCCAGGGCAUCCCGGGCGUGGCCAGUGGCGUCCUCCUGGAUAACCUGUGGAGUGCAUACGCAGACAAAGGGGCGUUCGUGGAGAGGAAGGGCGUGCCCUCGGUGCCUGCGCCGGAUGAAAGCCGCACCAGCACGCUGCCCUACGUGCUCACGGACAUUGUGACCUGCUUCACGCUGCUGGUCGGCAUCUACUUCCCCUCUGUGACCGGCAUCAUGGCAGGCUCGAACCGGUCCGGGGACCUCAAGGAUGCCCAGAAGUCCAUCCCCACGGGGACCAUCCUGGCCAUUGCCACCACGUCCUUCAUUUAUCUGUCUUGCAUCGUGUUGUUUGGGGCCUGCAUCGAGGGCGUGGUCCUGCGUGACAAGUAUGGGGAGGCCCUGCAGGGGAACCUGGUCAUCGGCAUGCUGGCCUGGCCGUCCCCCUGGGUGAUUGUCAUCGGCUCCUUCUUCUCCACCUGUGGCGCUGGCCUGCAGAGCCUCACGGGGGCGCCCCGCCUGCUGCAGGCCAUCGCCCGCGACGGCAUCGUGCCCUUCCUACAGGUGUUCGGCCACGGGAAAGCCAAUGGGGAGCCCACGUGGGCACUGCUGCUGACGGUCCUGAUCUGCGAGACUGGCAUCCUCAUUGCCUCUCUGGACAGCGUGGCCCCCAUCCUGUCUAUGUUCUUCCUCAUGUGCUACCUGUUCGUAAACCUGGCGUGUGCCGUGCAGACGCUGCUGCGCACCCCCAACUGGCGCCCGCGCUUCAAGUACUACCACUGGACCCUGUCCUUCCUGGGCAUGAGCCUGUGCCUGGCACUGAUGUUCAUCUGCUCCUGGUACUACGCCCUCUGUGCCAUGCUCGUCGCCGGCUGCAUCUACAAGUACAUCGAGUACCGUGGGGCCGAGAAGGAGUGGGGUGAUGGCAUCCGGGGCCUGUCGCUGAAUGCCGCCCGCUAUGCCCUGCUGCGUGUGGAGCACGGCCCUCCCCACACCAAGAACUGGAGGCCUCAGGUGCUGGUGAUGCUGAACCUGGACGCUGAGCAGUGUGUGAAGCACCCCCGUCUGCUGUCCUUCACAUCCCAGCUAAAGGCCGGCAAAGGCCUGACCAUCGUGGGCUCGGUGCUGGAGGGCACCUACCUGGACAAGCACGCAGAAGCACAGCAGGCCGAGGAGAACAUCCGGGCCCUGAUGAGCACUGAGAAGACCAAGGGCUUCUGCCAGCUGGUGGUGUCUUCCAGCCUCCGCGAUGGCAUGUCCCACCUCAUCCAGUCGGCCGGCCUGGGUGGCAUGAAGCACAACACGGUGCUCAUGGCCUGGCCCGAGUCCUGGAAGCAGGAGGACAACCCCUUCUCCUGGAAGAACUUCGUGGACACCGUCCGCGACACCACCGCGGCGCAGCAGGCCCUGCUGGUGGCCAAGAACGUGGACAUGUUCCCGCCCAACCAGGAGCGCUUCGGCGAGUUCACUGUGGCGCAGGAGGACGACAACAGCAUCCAGAUGAAGAAGGACUUGCAGGUGUUCCUGUACCACCUGCGUCUCAGCGCCGAGGUGGAGGUGGUGGAGAUGGUGGAAAAUGACAUUUCUGCAUUCACCUACGAGAAGACACUGAUGAUGGAGCAGAGAUCACAGAUGCUGAGGCAGAUGCAGCUGUCCAAGAGUGAGCGUGAGAGAGAGGCCCAGCUCAUCCACGACAGGAACACCGCAUCCCACACCGCGGUGGCUGCCCGGACCCAGGCCCUGCCCACACCAGACAAGGUGCAGAUGACAUGGACACGGGAGAAGCUGAUCGCAGAAAAGCACAAGAACAGGGACGUGGGCACAGCGGGAUUCAAGGACCUCUUCAGCCUGAAGCCAGAAUGGGGAAACCUAGACCAGUCCAACGUCCGGCGCAUGCACACAGCCGUGCGGCUGAACGGCGUGGUCCGCGAUAAGUCCCAGGACGCCCAGCUGGUCCUGCUGAACAUGCCGGGCCCGCCACGGAACCACCAGGGGGAUGAGAACUACAUGGAGUUUCUUGAAGUCUUGACCGAGGGACUGAACAGAGUCCUCCUGGUCAGGGGCGGCGGCCGGGAGGUGAUCACCAUCUAUUCCUAA
Molecule: messenger RNA, 3456 nt
Organism: Carlito syrichta (Philippine tarsier)
Lineage: Eukaryota; Metazoa; Chordata; Mammalia; Primates; Tarsiidae
Gene: SLC12A7
Product: solute carrier family 12 member 7
Exons: 27
Coding region: 1-3456 (1151 amino acids)
Biological process (GO): chloride ion homeostasis; cell volume homeostasis; potassium ion homeostasis
Cellular component (GO): membrane
Molecular function (GO): potassium:chloride symporter activity
Source: RefSeq, a predicted model, not a curated record